UUUUGUCUCAUUUUCAAGAAAAAAAAAUAAAGUUGAUAUACGCAUACAAAUAUUCAGUACUUAAAUUUACGUCUUGCUGCUAUAAUAAAGUUUUAUACAACAAGAAUCAAAUUCUUUAAACAUAUGCGGUUGUAAUUCCAAAAUAAAUUUCACGAAGGAUUCAAAGUGAUAUAAAAAGACCAAAGAACAAGAAACAUUUAUCCGUUAUUCAAUCUAAUUUGAAGUAAUAUCAACAUGCGUUUUAUUCCCGUCUUCCUUGCUCUUGUCUUCCUCCUCGUCAAUGUUGCCAGUGCUUACAGACACGAUAUGUUCUACAAGCUCUGUUUGAAGAAGGUCGGUUUCAAGCCCACUUUCUUCGUUGGUAACCCUGGCAACUGCUACAGUUUCUAUCGUUGUGAUUACUCCAACCAAAAGCUUAUUGGUCCCACUAACUGUGCUCCUGGUACUGUCUGGAGCCCUAACAAGAUGUUGUGUGACUAUGCUAGCGAGCCCUGUCGCCACCACAAAUAAAUCAAUGUUUAAUCAGAUUUUGAUAUCCUUAAUAAAGAUUGUCUAGUUUUAUUUAUUAGCUUCAAAGAAA
Gilbertella persicaria is the source of this 580-nucleotide messenger RNA. RefSeq lists its product as uncharacterized. The coding region runs from base 235 to 510 and encodes 91 amino acids. The transcript has 2 exons. Gene Ontology annotation, cellular component: extracellular region. The record is from RefSeq and is a predicted model, not a curated record. Gene Ontology annotation, molecular function: chitin binding. Lineage: Eukaryota; Fungi; Mucoromycota; Mucoromycetes; Mucorales; Choanephoraceae.